AGGACGGGUCACGGGAGAAGUGAAGGAGUCUGUGAGCCAGUAAUGGAUAGUCAUUGUUUUUGGCAGUCUUAAAUAUUGUUGAUGGUGGAUUAUCCGACAUGGACUGCGACGACCAACCCUUGCCUGAUGAAGACACCUGCACCCAUUCACUGACUGAUGAGUCUAGUUGUCAAGCUGGUUUCGUUCUGGACUACAGUGAAAUGGAAGAGAGCGGCAGGGAAGAAGAUGGCAAAGAUCUCGACAUUAGAUACGAAGAAACUGAGGAUCGUUCUACUAAAAGGCAGGAAGAAAUCAUCAGCAAUCUUGGGCUAACAGAAUACUUCGAAGAGAACAAGGAAAUCUCUGUGCAAACAGCAAUGAUCCAGUCUUCAAAUCAGCGAGAUUCAAUGGUUGACAUACCGUGGUUUGUCCUUCUGAAGUUACUGAUGUUAGAUUACAGGGGAAGAGAUGACAUCGUUUCUGAUGUUAUCAGAAAUAGUUCCCCAACUGUUGAGGAUGUGUCAACAAAUCAAAGUGGUUUUAUGAGUGGUCUAGAUGAUAUAUUCUCGCAACUUGAAAAUGAAACUUCCUCGACCGAGCAGUCUCACUUGCCACACCCUAUGGAUGUCCUCACUACUUUGAUCUUGUGCUCUUCAAAUUUCCUAAGACAAAUUCUCUGCGAAAAAUUAUAUAUGUGUAAGUUAAGUAUUCCUCUAAUUAUCCCUCAAGUCUUAGAAAAAGAUUCUAUGUUCCUACUUUGGUCCUUGCGAAGCACUAUUUUGGAACACAGGCUUCCAAGUGGUGAGCUAGGCGAGGCUUCAGUUGUGAAAUGCCAUAUCCCCAUAGUGUCAUGCCUAAGGCUGGGAGAAAUUUCAAGAUCUAAAUCAAGAUUCUUGAAUGAAAUCAUCAAUGACCAGAACCAUCCCACCUUUUUCCACCGAGAUUGCAUGAAUGGGAUGUACCAGAGAAUUCUCUCAGAAGGUGCUUUGGAAAUUGCCUGGUACUACCCUGUAGAGGAGAACAGAGAUAGUGAUUGCUUAGGCAGGAAUGUGGCAAUCAUGAAUCUUCGAGGAGAUGGAAAAUUAGACAGAGCAUUUAAGGGGAAGAAAUUCCUAUGCACGGUUUCUAACGUUGUCUUAGUGAUCAUCGAUGUUGAUGAGUUAAGAAAUCCAGACAGCAUGGAGAGUUUGAGGUUAAUUGUAGUUACCAAUAUACAGCUGAUCCUUAUGCUAACAAACAAAACAAAAACUAAGUUAAAUGUAAAGAAUAAGGAAUCUAUAAGACAUUGUGUUGAAAUUUUGAAACCCUGCGGAUUUUUGGAAGAAAACAUUAUCGUUGACUUUCAUGCUGGAGGUGAAAAAAAUCUAAAAGCCUUGAAAAGUGAAACAAUGACCAGAAUCAAGAAAUGUCUGGAAAGAGAGUACAGAAUAGGAAUGACAAUUGAGGAGUGCAAAGAUGUUGCUCAGAACCUCAAUAUCACUGUUGAUGAAAAUAGCUUAGAAUGUAAUAACGGCAAGGAAAAAGCAUCAGCCUUACUGGAAAUUAUUUGUAAAGAUGGAACAAACAAUCUCAAAGCAAAACAUCUACCCUUGCAGUGCAGACCAUGGCAGGAAUGGGCAAAACUGAACACUGAAGAACACAGACAAGAGAAGAAAGGAAAUGAUAGUAUAGCCUCUUACAUGGACGGUAUCUCCAACAAGAUGAGAAAACUCCGGCAGGAACAGCUUCGGCUGUUUGAAAAACAUGACAUAUUGCAAAAUAUCUUUAUGAAUUUUGACCCAAAAGCAAAUCACCUGGAAAAUCUCUACUUUCUGCAAUGGUUAAAACUUUACUUAGAUGAAAUUUCAAGACGGAUCAUACCUGAUCUACAAAAACAAUGCAGUGAAAAGUGGAAUGACAUCCGCCGAAGUGGAGAUGAUGAAAUAUGUGAAGACUUGCAAAAUGAGCUCGAAAAGUGUGAAAAGGAAUUAGCAGAAUCUUCAUUUGGAAUUGAGCAUUUCUUCAGAGAAGUUGCUCAAGCUUACGAGGCUAUACAGUAUAUGGGGAGUAAAGAAAUGAAACAAAAAAUUCAUCAUCUUCCUAGAAUUAUGGCAAAAUUGAUGCUUCAUGGUCACCCUCUGGAGGUGAUGGAUGGGGAUGCUGCUCAUAUCCCAUUAAAGUGGGUUCAGGCUGUUCUUACACAGUUAUCAGAGGUAACAAAUAACAAGAAAGUGUUUGUACUUUCAGUUUUAGGAAUUCAGAGUUCUGGAAAAUCUACUUUGCUCAACACUAUGUUUGGCCUCCAGUUUGCUGUGGCUGCUGGAAGAUGUACUCGAGGUAUAUUUGCUCAGCUUUUGCCUAUCAGUGAGGAGUUUUGUGGCACCAAGUAUGAUUACAUUUUAGUCUUAGACACAGAAGGUCUACGGGCAGCAGAAUUGGGUAAAGCAAAGCUGAAACAUGAUAACGAAAUUGCAACUCUUGUUAUUGGUCUUGGAGAUGUCACACUGGUCAAUAUUAAAGGAGAAAAUGUCUCUGAGCUGGAGGAUGUUCUGCAGAUUGUAAUUCAUGCCUUGCUGAAAAUGCGUCUAGUGAAUAGAAACCUUUCUCUUCAGCCUUCAUGCAUUUUUGUUCAUCAGAAUGUUUCUGCUCAAGAUGCUUCCCAGAAACUAAGAAGUGGCCAACAGAAAUUUAUGGAAACACUAGAUAAGGUGACUGAGGCUGCAGGUAAGCAAGAGGAUUCGCAAAACUACACCAGAUUCAAACAGGUCAUCAAUUUUGACAUUGAUACAGACAUUUGGUACAUUUCUGACCUAUGGAAGGGUGACCCACCUAUGGCUCCUGCUAACCCUGGUUACAGUGAGAACGUAAAGAAAUUAAAGCAGAUUCUGCUAAAAAGCGUAAUGCUAAAGCGACCAUUGCAUCUUACUAUAGAUCAGUUUUGUGUCAGACUGAAAGACAUUUGGGAUGGUGUCUUAGAUCAGAAUUUUGUCUUCAGCUUCAGAAACAGUCUUGAGAUGGAUGCUUACAACGCCCUUGAAAUUGAACAGUCCAACAUUUCGUGGAUGUUAAAAUCAGCUGAGAUGAAGUGGUCUAGCAGUAAGAAAAACUUGAUAGUGAAUAGGGACACGAAACUAGAUGAUCUAAGAACAUGUUUGAUACGAGAGUGCAGGUUACAUCUUGAACAAGUAUAUCAAGAAGCACGAGAAAAGCUUGAAAUUUACUUUCAAAACAACGAAUACCAGUCCUUGUUUGAGCAAUGGCGAGUGAGUGCUAUGCUAAGGUUAGAGGCCAGUUAUAAAAGUCUAGUGGAGAAAGCUGUUGAAAACAUUAACACUGAAAUUUCAAAGAGACAGAUCAAAAUAAAUGAAAAGAAUGAUAUACAAACUAACAUAACCAAAAUAAUGGAUGAAGCAAAAAAACUUGCGAGAGAAUUACAACAGAGCAACGAUAUGUGCCUACUCGAUGAAGCGGAACUAAGGUGUUUUUUCAAUGAUAAGUGGACUGAAUGGAUGAGUGCGAUACCUCAGAACAUUAGGGAAAGUCUUGAUGUUCAAAGAGAAAUAGAUUGUAUCUUGGACAGUACUUACGCAACCGAAUUUACUUUACUCAACAAAGCUCGAAAGGAGAGGCAUCACACAAUAGUGCAUGAUAAUUUUUGGUAUGCUAUAGAACAAUACAUUUUAGAAAAGACAACAAAGGCCUACCUACUUCAUCCUUUCACUGAUAAGACAGAGACUGCUCUCAAAUUUCUGAAUAAAUUGUUGAAAAAAGUCGGGUCACUAUUUAGCAAUGAAGGAACUCAAACUACACUAAAGGAGUGUACCAAAGCUCUAAUUGACAUUGUCAGAGACACAAUACAGAAGAUGACAGAAGACUUGAAUUUUAAAAACGAAAAAGAGUUUAAGAUUUGUAUAAUAAUGUUUACGUGGCAAUAUGCUUGCUUUAUGCAUCAUAGAUUUUUAGAAAAGAAACCUAAGCAAGACACCUAUCAUGAAAUGGUGGAUUAUGGCAUUCAGCCUGAGUUUGAAGAAGUCCUUCUACAAUAUUUUCCUGACAGUGCUACAAAAGUGAAAAAUCAAAUCAGGACACGGCUUACUUACCAAAGAAGCUCCAGAAAUUUCACUGUCAUCACUCAAAAACACAUCAAAGACCCAAAAAUUAGCCAGGAAGAUGCCAGGGCAUACAUACAAGAGCUUGUCAAUGUAUUGUUUGAUGAUGUUCAAUCAUACAUAGACGAAAUUGAGAUUCAGUGUUUCAGGGAUAUUUACAUUGAAAAAAUCAUACGCAUGAUAAUAGAGAUGGAAGGUCUGUGCAAAGACGUGACAGCAUUAACAAAAACUUUCAAAAUUGAGUUAGCUGUUUACUUGUGUCAGUAUUCAGUUCCAAUGUUUUGUGAUAAACAUAAGGCAUACCUAGAAUCUAUGGAUCAACGGUUGAUAUAUGAGAGAGAUAACUAUGGCCCUUGCUUCGAAAGUUUUGCAAAUUUUUACUACAGGUCCACAAAUGAACAAGCACUUGCCAGUGUUCUAUCAGAACGAUUAUGCAACGCAAUAGAAAAAGCUAUUCGUGUCAACUUGAGAACAGAACUGGUGGAAGACAUUAGGAAUAACGUUCCAGAAUUAAGACUCAAACCGAGCUUCCUGCGGGCUGUCUUACAUAAGCUUUUAGUAGAAGACGAUUUUGAACAAUUUUAUCUUUACCUCACUGACAGGGAUACUUGCCUCCAGCAGUGGCUCUCAUAUUUCAUUGACCAAUAUUUGUUUACCUCAGAGAGAGGUGAACUGAACAGAUACACAAAGAUUGCUUUCAGGAAUAUAGAAAGACUUCUAUCAGUAACCUGUGAGAUGAUCGUUAGGCCUUUACCGAGCAGCAGUGAAAAAUCUAUGGAUUCAUGGUUUGAAGAGUUCAUUCAAAGGGUAACUGAUAAAUUGCCAUUACCCCUGCAAGAUUUGCUGGGUCUAGCAGAUGGCUACAAAAUUGUUUCCUUAGAAUCUUUCGCGAACCAACUGAGUGAUAAAAUACGAAAUUGUCAAGAUAAAUUGCAAGGAACCUUUAAAAAUCACACUCCAGAUCACCAGAAGGCUAUUCAGGAGAAUAACAUUUACAAAUUAAUUGCUAAUGAAUGCAAGGGGUGUACAGAAAAGUGUCCCUUCUGCUAUGCACCUUGUUCAUUGAAUACAUGUGGACAUACAGAGUUGGGGAUAGAUCAUUUUGCACUGGCACACCACCCGCAAGCAUGUGGGAGCUGUAGAUACCAAAUCUCUGGGAAACUCGCUACAGAAAGCUGUGAAGCUCUUGUUGCCAGUAAUGUUUUUUUUGUGCGCAGGGAAAAUAACUGGAUACCGCAUUUAUACAAGAAUUACAAGAAGAUUUUCCCAGACUGGAAAAUCCAAGGCGAUGCAUCAGUGGAAGCAACGCCGUAUUGGAAGUGGUUUUUAGUGAAAUACGAGCGGCAGCUGGCGGAGAGAUACAAGGCAGAAAGGCCUGACAUCCCUACGUCUUGGAAAACCAUAACUAAAGAGGCUGCGUUGAAAUUUCUGGAACAUUAGGAAUCUUACAGAAAACUUUCUAUUUUCCUUGCAAACUUUUUUGUAGUAAACAAGGAUGCACUUAGUGACUUAUUUUGAAAGGAUGUAUUACAAAACUCCAUACUGUAAAGCUAUAAUGCAUUCCUGUUUGACUCUUGUCCGCUAAUAGUGUUUUAAGCACACUUCACUUCUGAACCAUACAUAGAACAUUACGACUACUUGCAUGAUCACAGCAUGACUGAUUUUUGUCCCCACAUUUCUGUUCUUCAAAUUCUUACCUCAUCUUUUUUAUCUGCAAAUAAUUUUACUUAUUUUCUACUGUCUCUUCCUCACUAUGAUUUGGGUUUUCAGUCAUCUUUAUUAGAUUUUUCAAAAUGACGACUCUCAUUCAAUAGUUUUUUAUGCGUGUUACUCUGCCAAUACUACUCACCUUCCCAAAUUGAAAUAUAAUACUAAGACAUUGGAUGGUUACAGAGAGACCCUUUUAACCUGCUCUGCACCACUUCCUGAAGACUGACCUGACUCUUCCCUCCAUUUACUUCACCAUUAGAUACUGUCAUGCCUUCAGUUUUGAGAACCAGGGUUAAUUAGACUAUUAUAUUAUUAUUUUUCUUCUGAAACUCGUUGCUUAUCUAGUCAAUUUUCCAGGUCUCGUAAAUUGUUCAUUUUUUUCUUGGUGUCUGAGGUUAAAUUGUUGUCCCCUUCUAAUUUUAGUUCAUUACAUAAGGAAGAGAUAUGUUCUACAUUAUUCUCUUUAGCUCUUGCGUUUUCCCUGGAAAUCAUCCUUCAGGCCAACAAACUGAGCUCGACUUUCAUCUACGAUAACUGUUGAUGGCGUUCAAGUGUUCCCAGGAAAGAGAGCUGCCAUACUUGCUGCUGUCACUAACCUCACAAAUUUCCUCGUGGCUGCAUUACUUUUAGACACGUUGGAAAAGUAGCUUGUUGCUAUGAGUGAUUUCUCCUGAGAAAGAUUAUUUCGUAUGGCCCUGUUACAGACCCAUAUAUGUUGUCUAGUCCAACCAGAUCAUCAUCGUUCAUGUUUUGAGCCACUAAUGGCCCCCAUUCAGUUAAUCAGAUGGACCCUUUUAUUUGUCAGUUACUGUUUGUAAAUCUCUUGAUUAUCUUGUUCUUCUGUGUCAUAAAUGUUGUUUUUAAUUAGAUCUCUCCUUGGUUUCUCCUUGUGAUUUAAAUUUCCAAGUUUUUUCCAGUUGUUGUGUAGCUAAUUAAGAUAGUUUGGAUGUCACAUGUAUAGAAGUCUGCUUUUCUGUAUCAUUGUUACAUGUAUCUUAUUGUUAGUGAGAAAUAUCACAACAGAAAUGAAUUGAAUAUUUUUCGAUAUUUCAUGUAAUUUUAUGGCUGAAUAUGAAUUGUAAAUAGCAAAUAUUUUUUGAAAAUAUAGUUAUAAAAAAUA
Molecule: messenger RNA, 6897 nt
Organism: Macrobrachium nipponense
Lineage: Eukaryota; Metazoa; Arthropoda; Malacostraca; Decapoda; Palaemonidae
Product: interferon-induced very large GTPase 1-like
Exons: 2
Coding region: 99-5507 (1802 amino acids)
Molecular function (GO): GTP binding
Source: RefSeq, a predicted model, not a curated record